AAAAAGCAGAACGAGCUCGCUUCAGAUCUCCCCUUCUUCCUCCUCUGGAAUUCUAAAACCCUCAACAUCUGCUCUUUGCUUUGAUGAAAAAAUGGCUACCACUUUCUUCAAGAGGCUCGCUAGAGCUGUGCCGGUGGCAUUCUCCGAUGCAUUUGGAGCUCAGCGGAAGUCCAUUUACGGCGGAUUGCGCUUGCCGGCGAUGGCAGCGGUGUCUGCUGGAAUUUCCUAUUACUACUACUUCUCUGAGCCGAACUUGGCUCAUCUAGAUCAAGUGAAUGAAGAGACAGGUCCAAAAGUUGCACUCAAUCCAGAUAAGUGGCUUGAAUUCAAGCUGCAAGAUACUGCAAGGGUCAGCCACAACACGCACUUAUUCAGGUUUUCAUUUGAUCCCAAUGCCAAGUUGGGUUUGGAUAUUGCUUCCUGCAUUCUUACAAGGGCUCCACUAGGGCUAGAUGCUGAAGGAAAAACUAAAUAUGUUAUACGACCGUAUACUCCAAUAUCAGACCCAGAUGCUAAAGGAUACUUUGACUUAUUAAUAAAGGUGUAUCCCGAAGGAAAAAUGAGUCAGCAUUUUGCAAGCUUGAAACCAGGCGAUGUUGUUGAAGUUAAAGGGCCCAUUGAAAAGCUCAGAUACACUCCUAACAUGAAGAAACAUAUUGGAAUGAUUGCAGGCGGCACAGGCAUAACACCAAUGCUUCAGGUGAUUGAGGCUAUACUGAAGAAUCCUGAUGAUAACACCCAGGUAUCACUGCUCUAUGCCAAUAUUUCUCCAGAUGAUAUACUGCUCAAGCAGAAGCUUGAUAUACUUGCAACUAGCCACCCAAAUUUGAAGGUAUUUUACACAGUGGACAAUCCAUCCAAAAAUUGGAAAGGUGGUUCAGGUUAUGUAUCAAAAGACAUGGUUGUGAAAGGUUUACCUGCUCCUGGUGUUGAUACUCUUAUCCUAGUAUGUGGUCCUCCAGGGAUGAUGAAUCAUAUAUCUGGCAACAAGGGUAAAGACUACUCACAAGGAGAGCUUGCCGGCAUACUCAAAGAACUUGGAUAUACUGAGCAAAUGGUGUACAAGUUCUGAAAGAUGAAGGUGGCAUUUGAUGAAGCUGCUUUUCUCAUGUUUCCAACACAAAUUUUGUGUAACAAUGCCCAUUCUUGAAAUGGCAUUUGGGUAGAAUUUAAAGCAAAUGGAUAUUAUUAAAUAAUUUGCUGAUAGUACACAAUUGAAGCAGAUACUUUUUUCUCUUGGGGGCAAAUAAAGCAAAUACUAAUUG
Molecule: messenger RNA, 1265 nt
Organism: Rubroshorea leprosula
Lineage: Eukaryota; Viridiplantae; Streptophyta; Magnoliopsida; Malvales; Dipterocarpaceae
Source: the annotation of a GenBank genome assembly